ACUGUGAUGGGCCUAAUUCUGACUCUCUUCCUGAUGUGGAGAAGCACCUUAUUCUACAACUAGCCCUAUUUAUUUCAAUUGAGAGUAAGGUUCUAUUCAUUGUAAUGAGGGAAGAAUAUGAAUGAUUUGUUUUGAACCCAGUUCAUCCCACUUGCUGCAUUCUUCCUCAAAUGGUUCAGAAAAUUGUAAGUUUCCCCUUCAUGGAGAAAACAGCAGUGGGGAAAAAAAUAGGACUCAAUAAUUGUACAUGCCAGUCCUAUAAAACAAAACAGGCUCAAAAUUCACAAUAAAAUGCUGGAGGGAAUGCCAUGGUAGCGGGACAUUCUCCACUUCUGGGAUUGUCCAAAAUCAAGAGACAUCUGGCUAAAACUGGAAAAUUGGUGCAAGAGUUAUUUCAGAGUAUAUACUCCCAACACUGAAUGUUAUGGGGUUAGGUAAAUGAUUAAGUUAGGAUGUACAAAAAAUUGAGCACACACAGAUCUCUGUUUGGAAUCCUUGUGACUGUAGCUAAUGAAGGUAUUCAGUAAUUAUGGCUCCCGUCCUGCCAUUGGAUUCAUGUGAGUGGACCUGUGCUAAGCCCCGUUAACUUCAAAGGAGCUCUGUACAGACAUAAGGGUGCACCUGCACUGAUCUACUUGCAAGAUCAAAGCCCGAUGUUGCGAAGAAUACCCAACAUCAAUAUGUAGUUCACAAGAAAAAUUCAGUUAUGUGCAUAUAACUUGGAUGUUUUUAGGUGCAACCAGAGGAAUGUUCUUGAUGCUGUCGUUGCUGAAAAAAAUCGCAUCCUCUUACAAGAUACAUAUUAAUAGAAAAUUAUUGCUUUUCUACUGACAUCCUUCAAAUCUGCACAUACAGUCUGCUGAUUAUAAACUAACUGGUGUACUGUAACAUCUUUAAGCUUUUUAACAGGGCUGACACACACACACACGGCAAUCACGGAGCAGAGCAGAUGAUGUUUGCAGGGCAGGUAUGUGAAGAACUGCACUGACUCCAGCUGCUCCCUGUUACAAUGUGAGCAUGUAUAAUGUCAGACCUUCUACAAGAUCAAGCACAAGCAGAAAAAUCCAUACAAACUGAAUUCUUAGUCUUGUGGAGACGGAAAAGACAAAUUAACUAUUUAGUCUAUCGGAUUAUACGUGCAGGCUGCACCCUCCUCCAGUCAUUGCCAAUUGUUAUGGGAUCUAAACAAAUACAAUAAAAUGCUUUUUGAAGAAAUGAAGGGGGUGAGAACUUUCCAUAUUUGGUUGCUAUGCAGCAGAAAUAAUUUAAAUACUUAAACUAGCUAAUAAGGAAAGGAAAUAUACGUGUGGCCACCAGUUCAUUCAAAAGUAUCAGGAGACUAAACCAAUCCCUUUUUUCUGUGCUAAGUGUAAUAAUGAACCUGAACCAGGUGGGAGACCCCUCUGCUCUCAAAUUACUGAAAUAUUUGCUUUUUCCAGAGAGAACUGGAGUGAUUCUUCUAGGAUCACCAUUAUACUGUAUUUAUUCACACAUUAAAGCUGUCUGCAGUAGUUCGGUUUAGCAGGACAAGCAAGGCUGACUCAGGAUCACGUGGUCCAGCUUUUUGAAUGAUUAAAGGCAGUGUGUAUCUGGGGUGCAGAACAACAGAAAUUCAUGAAAGAGACAUUAAGAAUUUCAACAGUCUCCCAGGGACUCAUCUUGAGAGAAAAGAAAAAAAAAAAAAAAAAGCCCAACAACAUGUAAGUCAGAAAAUGGCUCAGUCAAACAGGAUCAUGGGAACAGCUUAAAAGAAACUAGUUCCUUCUCCUGGCAGUGUUGCCACUUCAAGAGAUUGUCUCUCAAAAUGUUGGCUAGUCCCCAGUGCUUCAGGCUGGAGAACAGGCGCUUACUAAGCCGAUCACAUUGAGGAGAUGUUUCUGUUGGUGGCAGUAGCAGAAGUGCUGUUUGUUCUGGGUUUGGUGUGGAAGUCAGAUUCUCUUUGCUCACCCACUACUUUUUACAAAAACUGCUGGAUCCGACGCUUCCCGGGUCUUUUGGUUGAUCUGGAGGAAUCUCAGAAGAGGGGAGCCCAGGUGCUGAAGAUUUACACAGAAGUCACAGCCCAGCAGUGCAGCCGGACCUGCUGCCUUCUGAAGAAUGUUUCCUGUAACCGGGCAGUUUUCUACUUUGAAACUAUCCAUGAGAAAAUUAAUUGCCUGCACAUUUAUUGUCCAGCCUUGGAAAGCUGCAUAUUGAGGGCUAGAACCAAUGUCCUUUUGUACAACAUCACAACAGGGAUUGAUCCGGAUCUUCUUGUUUUUGAAAAAUUGUCUUAUAAGGAUCCAAAUACCCGUUCCUCUUUUAACAAGUGGGAAAGGCAAAACAACUCCAGGACUGCUGAUUCAGAAAAAUGCCGACACAAUAAUGUCACACUGAGGUCUCUUCUACUCCAGUCUCCAUCUUCUACCACUAGCCAGGGCUUGGUAGCAAAUGAUAGUCAUAGCCACAAUGCAAGUGGCUUAGUCCCAAAAACCAAACCAACCACACGUUCAUGGGCAAGGUCUCUACCCUUGGAUGACCAUUUUGCUAAGGAGCUGGAUUUGACGUCAGAAAGUACAGGUUUGACAUCUAAUUCAGACAAAAAGAUGUCUGUAUCCACUAAGAUGUUAUCUCAUGUGUCCAGUCCUGCUCGUCUAAACAUCAGUCAGCAGCACUUCAAUGAAACCAAAGGAUACAGUGGCAGGAACUACACUUCAGAUAACGAGGGUCAAAGACCUGCUUGGGUGGCAGUGGAUACAGGUGCCUGGUUUGUCCCUCUGGUGCUUUGCGCUUCUUUCAUCUUCCUUUGCUGUUGUACUGUUCUUCUGGCAGCUGGGCGCUGCAGGAAGAGGAGAGGGCACUAUAAGCCAGUGCAGAGAGGAGAGGGAGGGUCCAGGCAGUACAUAAAAUAUACUCUUGUAAAGGAUAGUUUGUAAUAGAUACUGAAAAAGUAAUAAGGAGCUAAAUAACCUGCAUCACUCAUGUUGGUGGAGAAAGAGGCAGCAGCCGUAUUUAGUGAAAUACCUCUCAGCUUAUUUCUUGGGGGUUUCCCUUUGGAGAUUUUGAACUAUUUUUUGGCAGAUGUCUCAGCAGCUUUUGAUAAGUGUCGACUAAACAUCCUGUUAUAAUUCUUUUUACUACCCACUGAUCCAAAGAGAUAUAGGGCCAAAUUCUAGUCACAUCUACAUGCUCACAACUUCCACUGAACUCAGAGGUAUUUCUACAUACCUUUGUUUAUAAUUUGAUCAAGAGUAAAGCUAGAAUCCUUUCCUAACCUCUCUGUAGAGACAGUGGGCUUGAUUCUCCACUUCCUCUGUGCGUACUCUUUUUUCCCCUGUCUUACUUCGUAUAACGUAAAGCAAGUGUAAAAUGCAACCAUAUCAGAAAAGCAGCAUUUUACACUUACUUUGUCUAAGUCUUUAUGGACACAAAAGGUGCAAGGUUAUAGAGAAACAGACCUAGUUACUUUUAGAUCAUUAAUAUCCUGAACAACAUCCAUCAGUUUAAAACAGAGGAAAUUUAGAGUUUGAAAACACAGUUAUCUACUUAACCAUCCAGGACAGGAUUGUUGCUACUGUGUGUUUUAAAAUUAUUUUGGAGAUGGGACUUCCACAAUCUUUUAGGCCUUAUUAUUUGGAAAUAUACUUUCAUAUUUAGCCAAUAUUUUCCUUUGCCUGUUGCAGCAUGCUCAAUUGCCAAUUCCCUUCUAGGAGUCUCUAGCACCAUCUUUGGUUCCCCCUCCCAUCCUAGAUGCCAACCUUUCUUUCACCUCCUCCCAAGCCAAUAGCCCUCCAAGUUGGUAAUGCUCUCCUAUAUCUUACAAAUGUCAAACACCCUAAAGUCCCUCCCCCUCCACAAGAAAAUGAACUGUGUCUCUUGACACUAUAGCAAAACACACAUUUAACUCUUAAUUGUCUCUGGGCUACUGUUUUCAUUAAAAGGGCCUCUACUUCUGUUCUCCGAGUAAAUCCCAGAGGUUGGAUUUUUUGCCUUUCCCCUGGCAAAAUGAGGAUGAGAUGUUUUAGCCAGACAUUUGUCAUUUUCCAUGAAACGCUGCGCUCUUGCACCAUCUCAUACACAUUUCUUGUCCUUAUCUGUGUGACUGGGGUCCCAGUGCGGGCCAGCUGUGGUCACUCAUAUAGGGUGAACUGCAAACAAGGGGGCAGACAAUCCCCAAAAAGCUGGUGGAUAUUCCAAUACUUAGGUUUACCAAGCCAGCAUAAAGAAGCUGUUUUAUUACCUCACUGGUUACUCAGAAGUCCAAAAAAA
Malaclemys terrapin pileata is the source of this 4248-nucleotide messenger RNA. It is a transcript of the gene MANSC4, whose product is annotated as MANSC domain containing 4. Lineage: Eukaryota; Metazoa; Chordata; Testudines; Emydidae. The record is from RefSeq and is a predicted model, not a curated record. The transcript has 3 exons. The coding region runs from base 1872 to 2915 and encodes 347 amino acids.